AUGGCGACCAUCACAGUCCACAAUUCCCUGAAGCCCGGUGCGCCGGUGCCCUUCGUCCCAAGGGAGGAGGGCAAGGUUUCGUGGUACGCUUGCGGGCCCACGACAUAUGAUCUGAGCCAUUUGGGCCAUGCCCGGAACUAUGUCUCCACAGACAUCAUCCGCCGCAUCUUGAUGCAUCACUUUGGCUUCAAGGUCAAGUUUGUGAUCAUAAUCAAAGCCCGAAGGAAACGCCUCCUUGACCUCGAGAAGGAAAAGCCUUACAGUCCUGCCCAGGCCCGGGAUCUCGUCUUCAGAGCGUUCCAGGCAUACGCACAAAGUAACCUACCCCUUCUCGCCGGGACAGGCCAAGGUGAGCUAGAUGAGCACAGCUACCAGGAGCAGAAAGAAAAGGCCUAUGGCAGUGUUCUGGCUGGCGGUACGCUAUCUGGAGAAGGGAAACCCAGCGAUGCCGAGGCCAAAGUGAAGAUGCACCUCAACAAUAUGGACUCUGCGGCGCUGGCUCUGAAGGAAAACUCUGGCUUUGAGGGUGCCGAAGAGAUUCUUCUCCCAUACCUGGACUCUCUUUACAAGGAGACAAUCGAUACCAGCGACCAGACCAUUUUCACCGACCUCACACAAGCCAUGGAAAGGGCCUUCAACGACGAUAUGGAGGCGCUGAAUGUCCUCCCCCCUGAUGCAGUGACGCGAGUCACGGAAUACGUCCCGCAGAUCGUCUCCUUCGUUGAACAGAUUAUCAAGAAGGGCUUUGCAUACGAGGCCAACGGUUCCGUCUAUUUCGAUAUUGCGGCAUUUGAAAAAGCUGGAAACACCUAUGCCCGGCUGAGGCCUGAGAGCAGGAACGACAAGGCAUUGCAGGAGGAGGGAGAAGGCUCGCUUUCCAAGGGCUUGGAAGGAAAGAAAUUCCCGGGGGACUUUGCCUUGUGGAAGAAGUCGAAACCUGGCGAGCCGUAUUGGCCAAGUCCGUGGGGCGCGGGCCGUCCCGGCUGGCACAUCGAGUGCUCGGUCAUGGCUUCCGACAAACUCGGCGAGCAGAUGGAUAUCCAUUCUGGCGGUAUUGACCUUGCCUUCCCACAUCACGAUAACGAGCUAGCGCAAAGCGAGGCCUACUUUCACGAAUGCGGCAAGGGGGGGCAUACCUGGGUUAACUACUUUUUGCACAUGGGUCAUCUUUCCAUUGCGGGGAGCAAAAUGUCCAAGAGUUUGAAGAACUUCCAGACAAUACAGGACGCUCUAGCUACAACCUACACGGCACGCAACAUGCGUAUCGUGUUCCUCAUGGGCCGCUGGAACGACGGCGUCGAAAUUUCGCCCGAUAUGCGGAAGCAAGCCGAUAAUUGGGAGAAUACCCUUGACAACUUCUUCACCAAUAUCAAGGCAAGGCUAGCAGAAGCCGAGUCAGCCGCAAACGGAAUCAAGGACUUGUCAUUAGCGGAGAGCCCUGGCAAGGGGUUAACACACGAGCUCGAGCAGGCCAAAAAGGAUCUGGAUGCGGCGCUCAGGAACUCGUUCGACACGCCUAGCGCCAUGCAGGUUAUCCUCCGCCUUGUCAGGAAUGCCAAUAUCUACAUGAACGACAAGAAUUCUGAGCCCAGCCUGCAAGCACUUGAGGCGGUGGCACGGUGGGUGACAAAGAUUGUCGGCAUUUUUGGCCUGGACGCAACCGCGAAGCCUCCCUAUGAUGGUCUUGGCUGGUCGUCCGCAGGAGCGGCUGCUCCCGCCCAUGUUGAUCCCCAGACUGCCGUGAAGCCAUAUGCGGCGAUAUUUGCCAAGGUGAAGGCCGAUGUUCAAGCUCUUAACCUGUCCGAGGCUUCCAUCAAGACUCUUUUGCACCAGCAAACGCCGGAGGCUGAGUUCGCUGAGUUGGAAAAGCAAGGCGAGAGGGAUGUGGAGAAGCUGGCCCUGCCCUAUCUCCGUGCAACAUCACGCCUCCGCGACGAGCUACGGGCGAUUGUCUCGUCCGCGAUUCUUGAACCCAGCACGAAGCAAGCAAUGCUGGCUCUGAGUGAUCGUAUCCGCGACUACGACCUUACUGAUUUGGGCGUGCAACUUGACGACCAGCUCGAUAAGCCUAGUCUGAUCAAGUUUGUGCCUGCUGCCAAGUUGAUUGCUGCGAGGGAAGAAAAAGCGGCGCAACUAGCUGAGAAGGCGAGGCAGAAGGAAGAAGCACGAAAAGCGAGGGAGAAGGCAGAAGAGGAGAAGUGGGCCAAGGCCAAGGUGCCCCCGCAGGAGAUGUUUAAGGGCGACCCCAAGUAUCAAGACUGGGACGCCGACGGGCUGCCGAGCAAGCUCGCCGACGGAAGCGAGGUGCCGAAGAGCCAGGUAAAGAAGCUGAAGAAGGAAUGGGACCGUCAGAAGAAGCUGCACGAGGAAUACCUGGCCAAGUUUGGCAGCACGGCGGUUUAA
Canariomyces notabilis is the source of this 2403-nucleotide messenger RNA. RefSeq lists its product as uncharacterized. The record is from RefSeq and is a predicted model, not a curated record. Gene Ontology annotation, molecular function: ATP binding; cysteine-tRNA ligase activity. Gene Ontology annotation, biological process: cysteinyl-tRNA aminoacylation. The transcript is spliced from 7 exons. Gene Ontology annotation, cellular component: cytoplasm. The coding region runs from base 1 to 2403 and encodes 800 amino acids. NCBI's taxonomy places the organism in Eukaryota, Fungi, Ascomycota, Sordariomycetes, Sordariales, Chaetomiaceae.